AUGUCUACCACUACAACAACAACAUUAAGUGUUCCUCACUCAUUGGUCAAGAGACUGCUUAUUCUAAACUAUCCCAAGCCACAAUAUGUGAUGCUUGAAGAGAGAGAUGAGUUCAUUAAUGUCGUAGCUUACCUGCUAGAGAAAUACAUUGCCAACAAUGAGCAACAGCAACAUCAACUUGAAUCACUCCUGACACCAAAUGAUACAUGGGAGAAGAGUUUACUGAGUUUCCUCAAAGACAAGCACUACUGCCAAAUAGAUAGGAUAGGUGACCUUACAACAAUAGAACAGAAGUGUAUCCUGUUAGAAUGUCUAACAACUCAGGCCAUCAAAGAAUCAUACAAGACCAAUGCUGAUCAGAUACAUGAGAGCAAGUACAAAUGUCUACAAAAGAUGAAGUUACAACUGAUGAGCUUUGAUAGCACACCAGAGGAGUUAAAGACUGCAAUCAUCCAGAUGGCCACAUUAUUUAGAAUACCAAUUGGAGACAGUCUGACACAAAUGCUACAUGCCAUUGUAAGGAUAGCAGAGAGGAAGUUUACAACAGCAGAUAUACUAGCAUUGAGGUCAUCAUCCUCAGGCAUCGAUACGCCAUCAUCCACAACAACCACCACAACUACAACUACCAUUACGACGACAACAACUACGACUGCUUCUUCAUCAUCAUUGAACGACAAUAGUGAUGGCGAGAAGGUGAACAAUUACAUCCAUCCACUUGGAUUCGAUACCGACAAUGACAAGAUGAACUCAGUGGCCACCAUUCUUAGACUCCUUUACGUUUCCGACCUCAGAGAGAUACAGAGCAAGAUCAAUGAAGUACUUGCUAUCGUCCAGAACUACACAGCAGAGCCACAGACCAACUUCAAGCUUGGAGUCGUUGGAAGA
Molecule: messenger RNA, 885 nt
Organism: Acytostelium subglobosum LB1
Lineage: Eukaryota; Evosea; Eumycetozoa; Acytosteliales; Acytosteliaceae
Exons: 5
Biological process (GO): tRNA splicing, via endonucleolytic cleavage and ligation
Cellular component (GO): tRNA-splicing ligase complex
Molecular function (GO): RNA binding
Source: RefSeq, a predicted model, not a curated record